ACAGAGAGCCCCGCCCGCCGGCCGGGGAAGGCGGGGUGCGCAGGGCAGGCGCUCGCGGGGUGGGGGCGGUCCUUGUGCGCGGCCCCCGCCCCCGCCCCCGCGUCUCCGCCCCGCAGCCCGCCGCCCAGCCGCACCCCGGUGUGCGACCCCCGAACCCCCAGUCUGCGGGCGCGGGGAGCCGGCUCCGCAGUGCGGCGGGAAGGGCGGACACCCCACUCCCCAAGCCUCGCUCUUGGGAGGGCGUCUCCCCGGCUUUGUCUGAGGCGCCCCGGCACCAUGCUGACCCCCAAGGAGAAGAAUAAGACCCCCAAGGACAGCAUGACGCUGCUGCCUUGCUUCUACUUCGUGGAGCUGCCCAUCGUGGCGUCCUCCAUCGUGUCUCUGUACUUCCUGGAGCUGACGGACCUCUUCAAGCCGGCCAAGGUGGGCUUCCAGUGCUACGACCGCGCGCUGUCCAUGCCCUACGUGGAGACCAGCGAGGAGCUCAUCCCGCUGCUCAUGCUGCUCAGCCUGGCCUUUGCCGCACCCGCCGCCUCGAUCAUGGUGGGCGAGGGCGUGCUGUACUGCCUGCAAUCCCGGUUGUGGGGCCGAGGCGGGGGGCCGGGCGGCACGGAGGGCAGCAUCAACGCCGGCGGCUGCAGCUUCAACGCCUUCCUGAGGCGCACCGUGCGCUUCGUGGGCGUGCACGUGUUUGGCCUGUGUGCCACGGCGCUGGUCACCGAUGUCAUCCAGCUGGCCACGGGCUACCACGCGCCAUUCUUCCUGACCGUGUGCAAACCCAACUACACGCUGCUGGGCACCUCGUGUGAGGCCAACCCCUACAUCACGCAGGACAUCUGUUCAGGCCCCGAUGCCCACGCCAUCCUGUCUGCACGGAAGACCUUUCCGUCCCAGCACGCCACGUUGUCCGCCUUCGCCGCCGUCUACGUGUCGAUGUACUUCAACGCCAUCAUCUCUGAUUGCACGAAGCUGCUCAAGCCCAUCCUCGUGUUCGCCUUCGCCAUCGCGGCGGGCGUGUGCGGCCUCACGCAGAUCACCCAGUACCGCAGCCACGCGGUGGACGUGUACGCGGGCUUCCUCAUCGGCGCGGGCAUCGCCGCCUACCUGGCCUGCCAUGCCGUGGGCCACUUCCAGGCACCGCCCGCUGAGCGCCCCGUGGCCCCUGCGCCUGCCCCCGAUGCCCUGCGAGCCCUGACCCAGCGCGGGCAUGACUCGGUGUACCAGCAGCACAAAGCGGUGAGCACAGAUGAGCUGGGUCCCCCAGGGCGACUGGAGGGCGCCCCCCGGCCCACCGCCCGCGACAAGGGCGCCCUGGGCAGUCUGAAGCGUGCCAGCGUGGAUGCAGAUCUGCUGGCCCCGCGCAGCCCGCUGGGCAAGGACAUGGUGACCUUCAGCCACACGCUGCCCCGCGUCAGCGCACCCUCGCUGGACGACCCCGCCCGUCGCCACAUGACAGUGCCCGCACCCCUGGACGCCUCACGCUCCCGCCAGCUGGUCAGCGAGUGGAAGCAGAAGGCGCUGGACGGGCGGCCCGACGCCCCGCAGCCCAGCCCAGGCAGAGGCCCCACCGAGCCCAUGACUGAGGAGGAUGAGGAGGAGGACGAGGAGGAUGAGGAGGCCGAGGAGGCCGAAGCUGAGGGGGGCCCUGCGCCGCCAUCACUGUACCCCACCGUGCAGGCACGGCCAGGACUGGGCCCCCGGGUGCUGCUACCGCCACUGGGCCACAUCCCUGAGGAGGUGGCCGGUCUGUCCCCCAAGAGCAGCGCGGCCGUUCGUGCCAAGUGGCUGCUGCUGGCAGACAAGGGGGGUGCAGCUGUCCCGGCAGCCGCCCGCGCAGCGGGUGGCACCCCGCGCCUGCUGCAGGUCAUCGCCAUGUCCAAGGCGCCCGGCGACACGGCAUCCUCGUCCAGCGCCAGCUCCGACUCGUACCGCUCGCCGUCGGAACGCGACUCCGCCAGCAUCGUCACGGUGGACGCGCACGCCCCCCACCACCCGGUGGUGCACCUGUCGGCUGGUGCACCCUGGGAGUGGCGGGCAGCAGAGCCCGACUCAGCCUUCGAGCUGGGCGAGCUUGCGCGCACCUUCCGUGGGGGCCCCAGGCCGCGGGGCCUGUCCCCGGGGUCCUCGCUCAGCGACUUGGAGCAGGAUGAGCUGCGCGGGCCGGGCGCCGUGGCCACUGUCAACCUGGCCACGGGUGAAGGGCUGCCACCACCGGGAGCGGCUGAGCGCAAAGCUGGGGGAGGGCCGGGGUCCGAGGGGGAGGCGGAAGCGGAGGCUUACUUCCGCAAGAUGCAGGCGCGCAGAUUCAACGACUGAGGAGGGAAGAGGAUGUGGGGCCGGGGUCCCCAAUAAAGGCUGGGGCAACUGGGUCUGGGCUCUGCCUCCUGUCUGGCGUCUCCCCAAGGUUGUGGU
Erinaceus europaeus (western European hedgehog) is the source of this 2412-nucleotide messenger RNA. It is a transcript of the gene PLPPR3, whose product is annotated as phospholipid phosphatase related 3. Gene Ontology annotation, biological process: phospholipid metabolic process; signal transduction; phospholipid dephosphorylation. Gene Ontology annotation, molecular function: phosphatidate phosphatase activity. The transcript is spliced from 7 exons. NCBI's taxonomy places the organism in Eukaryota, Metazoa, Chordata, Mammalia, Eulipotyphla, Erinaceidae. The record is from RefSeq and is a predicted model, not a curated record. Bases 277 to 2316 code for a protein of 679 amino acids.